AUGAUCGAUGCAAAUGAUAAUAUUUUAUAUUGUAUGUGUAUGGAAAAAUUAGAUGGUGAAGCAAAGCAAAGAUUUACAACGUCUGAUUCAUCAUCAAAAACAUUCGAGCGAUUAAAAGAACGUAAACAGAAACCAGAUGAAACAGUUACAUCUUAUUAUGAUGCUAUUAUUAAACUUUUUUAUAAAUAUGAUGCAUCUAUGUCACAAAGAAUGAUAAUAUCAUGGUUAGAAAAUGGCAUUAAAAAUUCAUUAAAAAUUCAAAUUAAACGACAAAUGAAGUCAUUAUCUGAAUCAGCUAGAACAACACAAACAUUUUUUAAAAUUGCGAAAGAUGAACAAAAACUACAAGAUGAAAAUGUUCCAGAACCUCAAGCAACAGCACCGUAUGUGCCAUAUUUUGCAAAUUCAAUAUCAACAACUACUUAUGCAUCAUCAACGUUACGAACUCCUAUUUAUAUAAACGUUCAAGUAAACAAUAAACAACAUCAAGCCAUUGUCGAUACUGGAUCUGCAGUCACCAUUAUUAAUCAACAAUUCUCAAAAAAAGAUUUAUCACACGGGCUUCGUUUACAAGAAGAAAUUACACAAAUCAGCUAA
Messenger RNA from Rotaria socialis, 597 nucleotides. The record is from the annotation of a GenBank genome assembly. Lineage: Eukaryota; Metazoa; Rotifera; Eurotatoria; Philodinida; Philodinidae.